GCGUCGUACACCGAUUCAUAAACACCGAUAAUAUCCACGAAAAUGACGUCGCGAAUAACCUUUUUAACUUUCGUGUAACUUUCCUCGACGGCAACGGUAGUUCGGACUCUGGGAAAAUGAACAGCAAACAUUACAUCAUAUUUCCUGUGGUGUGAUUUUUCGGCAAACGCGCUUGAUAAAAUCGAGCGAUUUUGUAUAUGUUUAGUUUGUUCGGCGAGAGAUCGUUAGCAAAUCAUUCGUGAAAUUCGAAAAGGAGUUCGCUUCGGUUCUAAAUAGAAAAUUGAGGAAGAUGCAUUUUAAGCCAGUUACACAUGUUAUUUUUGAUAUGGACGGACUCAUCAUUGAGUCCGAAUCAAUUUACAAAAAAAUUUUACAGCAGAUAGCUAAAGAGUAUGGAAAAAAAUAUACGGAGGAAAUAGAGGGAAAAGUGUUAGGCACCACGGAAAAAGAUACGGCGAAGAUAUUUUUGCACGAUCUCGACAUUCCGUUGUCAGUCGAUGAGUUUUUGGACAUCUACCAUAAGAAGGUGAAAGAGCAACUGCAAAAUCCUUCGUUAAUGCCAGGUGCGGAACGUUUAAUAGUCCAUCUGUCCAAGCACAAUGUUCCUAUUGCAGUGGCCACAUCCUCGUCACAAGAAGCCCUUUUGGUCAAAACUAAAAACCAUCAAAACAUCUUCAAACUGUUCCAUCACAUCGUAUGUGGAUCUACUGAUCCCGAAGUGAAAAAUGGGAAACCUGCACCGGAUAUUUUUUUGGUGUGUGCAUCUAGGUUUCCCGAGAAGGUGGAUCCUGAGAAGUGUCUGGUAUUAGAAGAUGCCCCCAAUGGUAUAAAAGGUGCGAUCUCAGCUGGAAUGCAAGGAGUGUUAGUACCCGCUAAAAACGUAGGAGAGGGACAAAGAAAAUUAGCUACACUUGUGAUAGAAAGUCUAGAAGAGUUCAGACCGGAGUUUUUCGGUUUACCACCGUUUGAAAACUAGAAAAUGUUUUAUAGUUUAAUUAAUGAAUUAAUUUAUUUUAUUUUAAUGUAUGCACAACACCCAGUUGACGGUAUUUUAUUAGGCUUAUUCCUUAUGGCGAUAAAUUAAAGCAUAUUAAGUCUUAUUUAGAUAUUCUGCCUUAAAAGGUUACAAUUUUUAUGGAUCAAACAAUAGUUGUUCAAAACUACAAUUUGUUAACUAGGUUAGUAUUAUAGAUGAUAAGCUGAAAUACCUUAGUUCUUAAAUAACAUAUUUUUUCACCAGUAUAUUUCUAAUUUUAUUCGAUACAAAAGUAAACGUUUAACUUUU
This is a messenger RNA of Anthonomus grandis grandis, 1285 nucleotides long. Its product is annotated as pseudouridine-5'-phosphatase-like. The transcript is spliced from 5 exons. Lineage: Eukaryota; Metazoa; Arthropoda; Insecta; Coleoptera; Curculionidae. Gene Ontology annotation, molecular function: phosphatase activity. Bases 290 to 976 code for a protein of 228 amino acids. The record is from RefSeq and is a predicted model, not a curated record.